This is a messenger RNA of Stegodyphus dumicola, 2913 nucleotides long. RefSeq names its product putative G protein-coupled receptor Mth-like 4. Gene Ontology annotation, cellular component: membrane. The record is from RefSeq and is a predicted model, not a curated record. Gene Ontology annotation, molecular function: G protein-coupled receptor activity. Lineage: Eukaryota; Metazoa; Arthropoda; Arachnida; Araneae; Eresidae. Gene Ontology annotation, biological process: cell surface receptor signaling pathway; G protein-coupled receptor signaling pathway.
CACAACGAAUACAACUUCCUUUAUGAAGAAAUUUUGCUUGCAACGGAAUUAAACAUACAAAAAAUUGAUGAUGGUUACGAAAGGGUACUUCAAUGCAAACCUGCAAUUGCCAGGCUGAGAUCAUUGUACUUCUUAAUUCCUUAUUUUGUUGUCUGAUGCCUUUAGAUCCUGUUUAAGUGAAGAAAUGAGUAAAAUUAUCUUAAUUAUAAACCUUAUUCUUCAAUUUUCCAUAACAUUUACAGCAUAUGGGGAUAAUUCUUACAUUCGCCGCAUCAUAAGAUCAGCAUCAAAAUCUUCCAAAUAUAUCUACACUGAAGGUAGACGCUUGACUCCUCAGCAAACUGAUGUCGAUAUUUGCAAAAGGUUUGAAGAAACUUUGACUCCAGUCCAAACUGUAUACUUCAAGCGAUCUGUAAAUAAGAGAAGCUGGAUAACCACGACAAUAACACCAGACAACGACAUAGAUUUCUCACGCUUUAGUGAGGAAUUUCUGAAUUGUUCACACAUGAUGGUAAAUCCAGAAUGCUAUGAAAUAUUAGCUAACGGAUCAGUUUACGUUCCCGUAUACCUCACAAUCUUUAACGAAACCGACUAUGUUAUAGGAAAAACAGGGAUUCUCUUCAUCUGCCCAGACUUUUUCCCCACUGUCGUUGACAGUACAAAAUUUAGUACAGGUUUAGGUGUAGUUACGUUUGUUGGUCUGGCUCUUUCAACAGUUUUCAUUAUUCUUCAUAUCAUUAUGUUUAUGUUCCUCAAAAAGUUAAGGAAUUUGCCAGGGUACUGCUUGUUGUCUCUUUGUAUUGCUUUGCUGAUGGGCUAUACAGGUAGCUUUUUACAGUAUGGCUUCGCCCGUCAAACCGAAUGUUCUUGGGUUGGGAUGAUAUGUUUUACUUCAUCAUUCUUUUGGAUGAAUGCAAUAUCUUACAAUGUAUGGCGAUCACUGAGAAUGGCAACUUCCAAAUUACAACUCACCACUGACAAUCCUGUGGGUGUACGUUUUGCUUUAUAUUCUAUCUUCUCUUGGGGAACCCCUUUACUGAUAUUGCUAAUUGCAUUUAUUGUAGACAGAAUAACUGUGAGUCCCGAAUAUAGACUGAUUUUCACAGAUGACUGCUGGUUUCAGUAUAAGCAGGCUCUGUCUGUAUACUUUGCCCUUCCUUUCUUCAUUCUUCUAUUUUUGAAUAUUGUGUUUUACAUAUCAAGCUUCUGUAUGAUCAACAGUGCCAGUAUGAAGACUGACGAAAGCAAAUCAGAUCAGUGGUUGUAUUUCUUAGUAUCCAUGAGAUUGGCUGCUGCUAUGGGUCUCAUGUGGAUCUUUGGUGUGAUAGCAAUUGCUACCGAAACCACAGUUUGGUGGUAUUUUUAUGCUAUUUGUAAUACCCUUCAAGGAGCUUUUAUAUUUUUUAGUUUUCCUUUUACUGAGAAAACAAGGAAGGAAUGUAAGUAGACUAUUCAAAAGAAGAAGAGCUCAGUUUUGCCAUCUCAUACAUCUAGGCCGUUCUGAUCUUGAUGAAAAUUUUCUGCAUCUGUAAGUUACAAGAUUGCGUGUAGACAUACAAAGUCAAGAUUAAAAAGCACAGUAACUUUUACAAGUCUAAUUUUACUUAUACAGGGUAUCUCAAAACUCCACGUUCAGACAUUGAAAGGAAAUAAAGAAUAUCAAUGCACUCACUUAGCACACUCACUUAGGAAAUUAAACUCCACUUUAUCAACAGGGAAUAGAAGAAGACAUAAAAAGACACUGCAAGAGCAGUAUAAAGCGGUUUAUUAGGCGGAAUUGGAUAAUACAACAAUUGGUAAACGCAGAAUACGUUUUCAGAAAGAGAUGUUUGAAUUUCCGACCAUUCACGAUGCUUGUCCAACGCCGACACGAAAUGAAUUCCAGGAAGUUGUGAAAAAUAUCUGGAAUUUUUCGGGUAUUAAUAGCAGUGAUUGCGGUUCUUGCUAGAAGUUCAAAUUAGAAGCAAAUCAGCGUUCCAGAAAUCCAGUGUUUUUAACUCAACAUAAAAAUAGCAUGUUCUCUAUAAGAAGUCGCAUGUCGCUAGGUUUAAUGAUAAAGUUUCAGCUGAUGUACAUUAUCACCUAUUUCCGAUCCUGUGUACUCGUGUGAUUCUGGUUAAUACUGAUUUCCUCUUCCUAACUGUAUGUGGAGUUCUGAACACUCAAUAUAUUUAAUAAUCAUUAUUAGUGUAACACAUUGAAUAUUUUGCGGUAUAUGUUUACCAUAAGUGGAAUCUUGUUGAUCUUAGGAUUAAACUAUGCAAGUGAUACAAUGAAAAGAAGCAUCUAUGAUCUUUACAAUAUCAAACGAAAUGUGUAAAACGAGGCUUUGUAUCACGUAACUCUGUUUUUUUAUAUAAACUAAAUAUAUAUCAACAAUAACAUCUGCAAACAUAUGACUUUAAAAGAUAAAAUUUUAUAUUUCUCUAAUAUAUUUAAAAUUUUUAUCGUUUCGUAACGAAUUCGUAGUCAGUUUAGUAAACGAAACAGAUAUUAAUGAAAAAGAGGAAAGUUGAAAGCAUAUUAAUGCAAAGCAAGAAACUCACACACACUAAGUUAUUGUUAAAAUGAUCCAAUUCUAUCAAGUUUAAAUAAAAUAUAUAUAUUAAAAAAUUUCUUGUUUGAAAAUAUUUUGGUUUGUCUACGAGAAAAAAUAUUUAUUUACUUAUACAAACUACUGUAAUAUGUCUUUACAUUUUUUUUUUAGAAUUUAUCUGUCUAUCCUUUUUUUAAACGUAUUGUGCAAAUACACUGUUUCUAUUUUUAAAUCUCGAGGUCUCUCAAGUUCUUGAUAAAAGUAUUAUUUGUUAAAAAAAGUUCUUGUUAAAAAGAACUUAGCUUGUGAUUAAAUAUUUAAUAACUAUGUGUAACACUACUGCAAUAUGUCUUUAUAUUUUUAUAAUAUUUCAUCUC